Messenger RNA from Durusdinium trenchii, 1491 nucleotides. NCBI's taxonomy places the organism in Eukaryota, Dinophyceae, Suessiales, Symbiodiniaceae. The record is from the annotation of a GenBank genome assembly.
AUGAAAGCCAAUGCCACUGCCCCUGUGAAGGGGCUCUUCAAAGCUCACAAGAGCUCCUUCAGCCUGGAUUGCCGCGUUGCUUCCAGUGAGUCGCGGAAGGAGGCCUCCGAAAAACAGGCUGAGCUGCAAACAAAGCUCUCAACGCUUCGUGAGGCACUGAAGCAGUUGCAGGCCAAGAGUGCGACUGCGGCGACCGUGGCGAGUGGUACAUGCCAGACUCCGAAUCUCAGAUUCAGUUCAGUGCGUCGGAAUCCUUUGAAUGGGCGCGCAGAGAAGAAGAAGGGCCGGAUGAAAGCAGCGCAUGAAUUUGCAGAACGAGUCAGAGAACACCAUCGUUUGUCUGCUGCCCUGGCCCAAGAGAAAGAGAAGCGCCUAGUGCUUGAGCGGCAGCUGGAAGAUUUGAAGAAACGUUUGGCUGCCAGCUCGGAGGAGAAUGCCCGGCUGAGGGAUGCAGGACGAGGGACGCGGGGGAGAUCUGGUCCAACGUGGCAAUUCGAUGUGGAGGGAUGCUGGUACGCGUGGCCAUCGGAGGCCAAUCAUCAGAUACAUAAAGCUUACUUGGCCUUUCUUCGUGAGCCCGCCCACAAUCGCUUCGCCACCAUCGACUGUGAUAACAUACCUCGCACCAUGGUCGACUUCCAGAGGAUGCAGCACACGAACUGUGAGACCAACAGGGUCCGGGGCCUCCGACUUUCAUUGGGCGUUCCAGAAGCAUGGACCAGUACUCCUGCAGCCUUACUGCAACCUCUUGAGGCACCACCUUGCAGAGAGGUUCGGAACCCUGAUUUAUUGGCCAAAGUGCGUGACAUCCUCCAAUCCACAGGUCAUGCCUGGGACAACUCGCAGGUUUGUUCUUGCAUGCAGACCGCCAGGAUCAAGUCCAUUCAGCGGAUUGAAAACUGGAGCCUUUGGCAGAGGUACAAGGCGAAACGUGCCACCAUGAGGCGCGAGCAUGCCAGCUACGAGGUUUCAGUCACGCCCGCAGCGCUGGAUUUGGAUGCGUUGGGGGAUGACCUUGUCAUGACAGGCAACCAAAGUGCUUUUGACUUUGACGAGGCUUUGAGCCAAGAUGUUGAUGAAAAGAUCUUGUUGCACGGCACAUCCGGGCAGAAUGCCAAUGACAUUGCCAUGAACGGCUUUCGCCAUCAGACCUGCCAUGGUGCCAUGUACGGCGACGGUGUCUACUUUGCAUCUUCAGCGUGCAAGAGCCAUGAGACAACAUGCCAGCAUCAUAAGUCUGCGUGUCGAUGCACGUGUGAGCGAACGUUGAUCAUUGCCCGUGUGGCGCUAGGAGAUGCCUACUAUGCGAGAGAAACCAGGUAUGGUCAAAGCAAAGUGCCCAUCAAGACCGAGAGUGGGGUUGCUUAUGACUCUAUUGUUGUAAAUCCUGGCCGCAUUGCUGGUCACAAUUCAACUCAAAUGCAUCAAGAGUUUGUGAUUGUCGAUGAUGAGCAAGCUUAUCCAUGCUAUGUGGUUCAGUAUGAGUUGUGA